This is a messenger RNA of Pieris macdunnoughi, 1125 nucleotides long. The record is from the annotation of a GenBank genome assembly. NCBI's taxonomy places the organism in Eukaryota, Metazoa, Arthropoda, Insecta, Lepidoptera, Pieridae.
AUGGGUGAAGUCAGUGCUAAUAAUUUUUUUGAAUCACAAACUAUAAUAGCUGACCACAAGGAUCUAAUUCACGAUGUCGCAUUUGAUUUCUAUGGAGAAAGAAUGGCUACUUGUUCAAGUGAUCAGUAUGUGAAGGUAUGGGAUGCAGAUGGCCAAGGAGGGUGGCGAUUGACAGCAAGCUGGAAGGCUCACCACGGCUCAGUGUGGAAAGUAACUUGGGCCCAUCCUGAGUUUGGACAAGUUCUAGCAACAUGCUCUUUUGAUAGGACAGCUGCUAUUUGGGAAGAAGUUGGAGACAUAACAGCUUCGGGAUCAGAAAAAGGUCUUCGGACAUGGGUAAAAAGAUCAAAUUUAGUUGAUUCAAGAACUUCAGUGACCGAUGUCAAAUUUGGGCCCAAGCAUUUAGGUUUACUAUUGGUUACUUGUUCUGCUGAUGGUAUUAUUAGGAUAUAUGAAGCACCAGAUGUUAUGAACCUUGCACAGUGGACCUUACAACAUGAAAUGCCUACAAAAGUCUCCAUUAGUUGUCUUUCUUGGAAUCCUUCUUUAUCCAGGGUAAAUUCAAAUCCUCCGAUGCUGGCUGUUGGGAGUGAUGAACCCAAUUUGGCAAAUGCAAAUUCACAGACUGAUAAAAAUUGUAAUGGAAAAGUCUUUAUUUAUGAGCACAGCGAGUCCAGUCGACGAUGGGCCAAGACCGAGUGCCUUGCUUCGGUAGUGGAGCCAGUUAAUGACCUCGCGUUCGCCCCGAAUCUAGGCCGGUCCUUCCAUCUCUUAGCAGUCGCUACGAAAGACGUCCGUAUUAUCAAAAUGGAGCCUCUGCCUGAGCCUACAAGCAACAGUAAUGGGUGUGGGGUCAGAUUCCGUAGUGAAGUAUUGGCUGCCUUCGAUGACCACAGUUCAUGUGUUUGGAGAGUUUCGUGGAACGUCACUGGAACGUUACUCGCUUCAUCAGGGGAUGACUGCUGCGUACGACUCUGGAAAAUGCAAUACCUCAACCAAUGGCGUUGUUGCGCCGUAUUUAAGAACGAGUCGAGCGGUAACGAAUCCCCGGCGAGGACGCGACCUCGCACCACGUACACACGUCUUGCUGCCAUCACAAACCCUACGCAUAUGCCGCAUCACUGA